Molecule: messenger RNA, 1900 nt
Organism: Exophiala xenobiotica
Lineage: Eukaryota; Fungi; Ascomycota; Eurotiomycetes; Chaetothyriales; Herpotrichiellaceae
Product: methionine aminopeptidase 2-1
Exons: 6
Coding region: 88-1485 (465 amino acids)
Biological process (GO): proteolysis
Molecular function (GO): metalloaminopeptidase activity
Source: RefSeq, a predicted model, not a curated record
ACUUCGAUCCGAAGACUUUUUGAGAGCCCAGUAGUCAGUCAUCGAUACGGCUUCAAAUUUCGAAAUUCCUGAAUUAUCCAUGUCAGGAUGGGAUCUAGAAGUCCGGAACACGAGGGACGCAGAAAUUAUGGCGACUCGUCCAACUCAGGUGGGGCCUGUCGUCUGGGCGGCGAGCCUCGGGGUUCGCACACGUCUCGAGACGGAGAUGGCUGUUUGGGAGACGGGGGCGGCGAUGACGGGAGUGACGGCGAUGAUGGGAACAUGAGCCUGGUACCGCCAGAGGCUCCCUUAUCAACCGAGGUUGUAGAUGCACGGAAGAAGAGGAAGAAGCCCAGGAAGAGAAAGAAAAGAACGGCGCCUCUGCCUGCAAAGCAAUCGUCGCCACCAAGAAUCUUGUUGAGCGACCUCUUCCCGUCCGGCGACUAUCCCGAGGGAGAAGUGCAAAGUUACACUAGGGCACGGACAGUAGCUGCCGAAGCACGCUAUGACGCUCGUCGGCGCUCUGAAGACAACGCAUUCCUCCAAAACUAUCGCAAAGCGGCGGAGGUGCACCGCCAAGCUCGACGAUGGGUACAGGAAACCGUCAAGCCCGGCCAGACUCUCUUGGAUAUCGCCGAAGGAAUUGAGGAUAGUGUGAGGGCGCUUCUGGGUCAUGCCGGACUGGAGCCUGGAGAUAGCCUCAAGGCUGGCAUGGGCUUUCCCACCGGUCUCUGCCUCAAUCAUCAAGUGGCACACUACACACCCAACCCAGGCCAGAAAGAUGUCGUGCUGCAGCAACAGGACGUGAUGAAAGUUGAUUUUGGUGUCCAUAUCAACGGCUGGAUUGUCGACAGCGCGUUCACUAUGGCUUUUGACCCCACCUACGACAACCUUCUAGCUGCAGUCAAGGAUGCCACUAACACAGGGGUCAAGGCCGCUGGGAUCGACGUGCGUGUGUGUGAUGUUAGCGCUACCAUUCAAGAAGCGAUGGAGAGCUACGAGGUUGAAAUCCGUGGCAAGACCUUUCCCGUCAAGCCAGUGCGGAAUAUCACUGCGCAUAAUAUCGAGCACUACCGCAUACACGGCGGGAAGUCCAUACCGUUUGUGAAGAACUCAGACCAAACCAAGAUGGAGGAGGGUGAGGUCUUCGCCAUCGAGACAUUCGGCACAACGGGGCGGGGCUACUUGCGCGACGAUGUUGGCAUCUACGGCUACGGGCUGAAUCACGAUUCGCCACUGGCGGUAUCUUUACCCCUAGCGUCUGCCAGGCGCCUGCACAAGAAGAUCAGAGAGAAUUUUGGCACGUUGGUGUUUUGCCGUCGUUAUCUUGACCGACUUGGUUUGGAGAGGUAUCUGGCCGGCAUGAACUGUCUGGUCUCGAACGGGAUCGUGGAGCCUUACGAACCUCUGAUGGACAUUGAGGGAUCGUACUCGGCGCAGUUUGAACAUACUCUUCUCCUGCGUGAGACGCACAAAGAAGUUUUCAGUCGUGGGGAUGACUAUUGAAUGGCACUCAUCGCCCUUGGUACUCCAGAACCUGGGCGACGGCCUUCACAGCUGGGUCAGCUAACCAGCCCGGCAUAUGUUGGUGGAGGGAAUGUGUUUCCUGCCACCUCUAUUUGUGUUCUACCCAUUCAGUUAGAUGUAGUUCUUCCCUCUGUCCCUUGGUGCUGGUUUUUCUAUCCCUUCUGGGUUUUUCCAGCACCGUGACGCGAAUGCGAAGGGACAUCGUACUGUGUUUUGAACUUGAGGGCAUGUUAUAGCUGGUGUCUCAAAUUCACAACCUGAUUAUUGAGAGUGAGCCACGUUCAGAGACGCAGCAGAGCUGACGGUACUGAUGGAGCUGAUGUCGGCCCUGCAAUGAAGCCUGGUGAGCCUCACUAGCCCUAAGUUAGUGGCCCCUAUGUCGGUUAGCCUUUUC